GUGGUGAUACAGUGAAGAUGAGGUACAAACCGGGAUUGAAACAGUCUGAAUCAAGUCAGUUCAAAUUUAGGAAUAUCAGUGUAUAUGCGGAGCCAAAGAAUGAGACUUUGGUAUUUCCUGAUUGCCAUAGAGAUGAAACAGACUUGAUGACACUUAAGUAUAUGGUGUAUAAGGGUUUGUCUAUGGAUGUUAAAGAGAAGUUUAAUUUAUAUUGGUUUAAGGAAGAAUGUCUGCCACUGCCAUUGUUAAACAAUGAUGAUUUUGAUAAUUUUUGGGAGGAUUCUUUUGUAAAUGAGGAUGGAUGUAUAUGUUUGUGGAUGGGGAUGAAAGACACAGUGUUUGGGACUCCAAAGACUACACCAAAGAAGAAGACAGUUAGUAAGGGAACCACCCCUAGAAGAUCCCCAAGGCUAAAUAGUGUGGAUAAAUCAGUUGAAGGUGCAUCAAGAAAGCUGAGUUUCAUGGAUGUGCCCAUGUCCAAACAUUCUCAGGCUAGUAGCAGUGGUUGCAGUCAGUCAAAAGCUACAAAUGAAGUUAAGUUUGUUGAAGAUGUGGACAAUAUUCAGCUGGAAAACACCAAAGAAGAUUACAUUUUGAUUGAAUUAAUGCUGAAUCAAAAGUGGAUGGUUGUUUAUUAG
Papaver somniferum (opium poppy) is the source of this 638-nucleotide messenger RNA. RefSeq lists its product as uncharacterized. The record is from RefSeq and is a predicted model, not a curated record. The transcript is spliced from 2 exons. NCBI's taxonomy places the organism in Eukaryota, Viridiplantae, Streptophyta, Magnoliopsida, Ranunculales, Papaveraceae. The coding region runs from base 18 to 638 and encodes 206 amino acids.